This is a messenger RNA of Ilex paraguariensis (yerba mate), 366 nucleotides long. Lineage: Eukaryota; Viridiplantae; Streptophyta; Magnoliopsida; Aquifoliales; Aquifoliaceae. The record is from the annotation of a GenBank genome assembly.
AUGAUGUCCAAUGACAAAUACAAAAGUGUGGAGCAUCGAGUGUUAGCCAACCCCCAUCGUGAGCCACGUGUCUCAGUUCCAGUUUUCUUCACUUCAAGCAAGACAGAGGACUCGUAUGAACCAUUGCCAGAACUGGUGUCCUCGAAAAAGCCAGCUAUUUAUCAGAAAUUCACAAUCUUAGACUUCAUGAGCAAAUACUACUCAGAGGAGUUGCAGGGCAAACAGUGGAAUGGUGGGAUUGCGCAAGCAUCCCCAACUGUCUCCACAGUGGAAUGGUGGGAUUGCGCAAGCAUCCCCAACUGUCUCCCCCUUGACAAUGAGACACUCGGAUUCACAGUAGAGGCUGAGGAGAUAACGGCUUUAGAG